CUUGGUAACGACGUGGCGUCGUUAGAAACGUCCUCGCUCCUUGCUCUAGGGCAAAAUAAAUAAAUAAAUAAAUACAUAAAUAUAACCACCAACAGUGAAGGUGAAAGAUACAUGCUGCGAAUAUCUGCUUUUAUUUUUCAGUAUCUUUGUAGCAAUCAGUUUAGGUUGUGUAAAUAUGAAUUACAGCAGGAAAACGCUGAUUUCAGACUGGCACAAAAACAGGGAGGCAGAGCCAAAAGACUAUGAUAUCUCUGCAUGUCGUGAUGGACAAAGAAAAUUACACAAGUCAACAUACAAACAUUUUGGCACACACUUAGAUGCAGACUGGAGAACAACAACCCAAAUGGCUCAGUCAAAGAAAGAGCAUGAGGCCAAGGACACUGCAAAAUCAAUGGUGCAGGCUGACUAUUUCCACUCACUGGUGUUUGAUAGAGAAACAGGAAUAUCAGACACAGCUGGCAAAUCCAUCCUAUCCCGCUAUCAACCAAGCUGUACUGAAAAUGAGUUAAUUACUACGUAUGCAUUGGAUUACGUUCCACCUCGUUUUACCACCAAGCAGGCAAUGCCACCCAAGGAACUGAUGGACAGGAAGCUGGAUUUCAGAAGACACCAGUCUCAAUUUACUGAUGUGGCAGAUCAUCGGCGGUGGGGCCGGAAUACCUGGCAGGACUUUAAUAAUGCACAGGCUGUAGUCAAAGGAGUGGCAAAGUCCUUGUAUAGACAAAGGAACCUUUCAUGUCCAUAAGAAUAGUCUCCAUUCUCAUACUUGUUUUGGAUUAAGUAGGACAAUAUUUAAUCAUCAUGUCUGACUUUGUUUUUCUUUUUAUCAUUCAUAACUUUCUAAUGCCCAAAAAUGCUUAUUUAUGGAGUAUAUAUAGAUAAGUCAUCUACACCACCCACCAUGUCCCAUCACACAUACAAAACUUAUAUAAACAUUGUAUAGGCCAGGUCAGUGCUGGAAUUUGCUUUCUUUUCCAAUGGGAACUGCAUACUGGUGAAAUAAAUCUAUUUCUUCAUUGCUUUA
Ictalurus punctatus (channel catfish) is the source of this 1024-nucleotide messenger RNA. Its product is annotated as cilia- and flagella-associated protein 95. The transcript has 6 exons. Gene Ontology annotation, cellular component: plasma membrane. NCBI's taxonomy places the organism in Eukaryota, Metazoa, Chordata, Actinopteri, Siluriformes, Ictaluridae. The coding region runs from base 176 to 745 and encodes 189 amino acids. The record is from RefSeq and is a predicted model, not a curated record.